AUGGGUUCUGCUGCUUCUCACCAAACCCGAGAUGUGACUUUCCACCCCGACGAUAUUGUAAUUAGCGAAGAUGUAAUAAAGCGAAUCAAAAAUGCUGCUACCACCGAGGAUAAUACGAAAGAUGACGUUCGUGCCCCAGAAUCGUUCAAACCGCAGUAUAGCCUAGGUUUAAAACAUGAACUAGAAGAGGCAGAAAGAAGAUACGAAAAGCUCCUGCAACUAUUAGAAAAACGCAAUGAACAACUGUUCAACGAGGCUGCAGAAGAAUAUACACGGACAGUUGAGCGUUUAGAAAACAAGUACAUGAGGCCUACUCCUGGGGGGUGUUGUGCUGCAGCUGAACAAAGAGUCGAAGAUUGUUAUAAACAGAAUCCUGGAAAAAUACUUUUGUGUUCCAAACUUGUUUCAGAGUAUGAUCGUUGUGUACAAAAUUUCCUUGUCACUAUGUCUAGGAAAGUGUCAAAUGCUGCCUGA
Messenger RNA from Schistosoma margrebowiei, 474 nucleotides. Lineage: Eukaryota; Metazoa; Platyhelminthes; Trematoda; Strigeidida; Schistosomatidae. The record is from the annotation of a GenBank genome assembly.